AUGCCUACAGAAUGUGUGAAAGUUAUAGUGAGAAUGCGUCCAUUUAAUUCAAGAGAGAAGGAAAAUGGAAGUAAACCAUGUGUAACAGUGCAUGAGGAUACCAAUAGCGUUGAAUUACGUAGUAGUCAAGAUAAUGAAGUGAAGAAUUUUUCUUAUGAUUAUGUAUUUGGGGCUGAGACUCCUUAAUUAUAAAUUUAUUAGAAAACUGCUUUUAAUUUGGUUGAGUCUGUGGCAGAUGGUUAUAAUGGAACAAUAUUUGCAUAUGGAUAAACAGGUUGUGGCAAGACUUUUACGAUGAUAGGAGACCCAACUAAUGAAAACAUGAAAGGAAUAAUCCCAAGAACUUUUGAUCAAAUAAUAAGCAUAAUCAACAAUAACUCGGAUUCUAAUAAGAAGUUUCUCCUUAGAUGCUCCUAUAUUGAGAUCUACAACGAAGAAAUCCAUGAUUUAUUGAGUAAGGAUGCGAAAUAGAAAUAUGAAUUGAAAGAAGGAUAACAGGGAGUCUUCAUUAAAGAUCUCAAUAUUGCAGUAGUCAGAACAACUUAAGAGAUGGACAAGUAUAUGCAAUUGGGCACUCAAAACAGGUCUGUUGGGGCUACUGCGAUGAAUAAAGAAUCUAGUAGAAGUCAUUGUAUUUUCACAGUAUAUAUUGAAUGUUCCAUUACAGAUUCUAAAGGAAAUGAGAGAAUCACUGCAGGGAAAUUGAAUUUAGUUGAUUUGGCCGGAAGUGAAAGGUAAUCCAAAACAUAGGCAACAGGAGAUCGAUUGAAAGAGGCUACAAAAAUUAAUUUGUCUCUGUCUGCGUUGGGAAAUGUAAUCUCAGCACUAGUUGAUGGAAAGACCUAACACAUUCCUUAUAGAGAUUCAAAGUUAACUAGGCUGCUUCAAGAUUCCUUAGGGGGUAAUACUAAGACCAUUAUGAUCACUGCAAUCAGUCCCUCUGAUUUUAAUUAUGAUGAGACAUUGUCGAGUUUGAGAUAUGCUUCAAGAGCAAAGAUGAUAAAAAAUCAACCUAAAGUAAAUGAAGAUCCGAAGGAUGCCUUAUUGAAAGAACAAGCUGAAGAAAUCAAAAAGUUAAAGGAAUUAUUAUCGAGAUAAGCAGCUGGAUAGCCUGUAUCUUUAGAAGCCUUUCAAUAAUUUAGUAGACCAGAUGACAACAGUAAUGCUGAGAUUUUUAGAUUAAAGGAAGAGAAUGAUAGACUAAUGAGAGAGAAAUAAGGACUCUCACAACCAGUAAAUUCAGAGGAAAAAUUAAAGGAGUUGCAUGAAUUUAAAGAAAAAAAUAAUCUACUUUAAUAGGAGAAGGAUAAGUUUGAAUAAGAGAUGAGAGAAAAAGAGUAGUAGGCUGAAUAAGAGAGACAGGCUAGGCAGAGGUUAGAAUAAUUACUUAAGGAGAAAGAAUAGAUGAUAGUUUAAGGGGGAAAGGGAAGUGAAGAUGAUAAAAAGAAAUACAAGAAAAUUAGAUAAACUAUUGAAUAACAAAAAAAAGAGCAUGAAGCUUUGAUACAACAAUAAGAGCAACAAUAAUAAGAGAUGUUUGAAAUUGAGACUAAAUAUCAGAAUGUGUAAGAGGAAGUAGAGAAGCUAAGAAAACUGAUUAAAUAUUUAAGGAAGAAGUUAGAAGAAGCUACUAUAGAAUAAAAGGAUUUAUAAUAGGAAGUAGAAUAUUAAAAGGAAGAUAUGUUAGAAACAAUAAGAAGUCAGUAGAAAGAGAUUAAGCUCUAUGCAGGUAUGGUCAAGAUGAUGUUUAGCCAGAGUGAAUUAGAAUCUAUUUAGGCAGCAAGUGAAUGGGAUGAAGAUGCUCAAGAGUAUAAGAUCCCUCCCUUCAAUUUUAAAGCAAAAAAAGUAAACUUUCCAUCUCUACCAUAUAAAUAAGCCAUGGAUCUAAUUGAGUUAGAAAAAUAAGAAAGGGUGCUUGAAAUUAACACUGGUUAGCAAAAUAAUAAAAGUUACCUUUCAGAGUAGGAAUAAGAUAAUCUACAAAGAAUAAUAACUCCUAGAAUUCCAAAGAAAGAAUCUCAAUAAAAAUAAAACACUUCUAGUUAACCUCAAUUGGAUAGAGGGUAGUUAGUAGCUGAAAAGAUGAGAUAGAAUUACUAAGUUUUAGAGUAACAAGAAGGAAAACAGCGGUAUCAGAGUGAAAUAGUGAAUUACCAAUUUCCAGAGAAAAAAUAAAAUUAAAAAAUUAUUCUCAGUCCUAUAGACAAUAAGGAUACUUCUGUUUACACUUCAAAUAGUUAGUAUAUUUUUAAUGGGAAUGCGAGUAAUAAUAAUCUUAGUCAAAUCAGUUUGAAUAGGAAUAAAAAAAAUAUUAAUUUGCAACCACUUGAAUAAAAGCCAUUAUUUGGGUAGAAUGAUGAUUAACAUAAAAGAAAAUAACACUAGAGAGUGUAAUAAAUUUGA
Messenger RNA from Paramecium tetraurelia, 2403 nucleotides. RefSeq lists its product as uncharacterized. The transcript has 7 exons. NCBI's taxonomy places the organism in Eukaryota, Ciliophora, Oligohymenophorea, Peniculida, Parameciidae. Gene Ontology annotation, molecular function: microtubule binding; microtubule motor activity; ATP binding. Gene Ontology annotation, biological process: microtubule-based movement. The record is from RefSeq and is a predicted model, not a curated record.